Messenger RNA from Rotaria sp. Silwood2, 1893 nucleotides. The record is from the annotation of a GenBank genome assembly. Lineage: Eukaryota; Metazoa; Rotifera; Eurotatoria; Philodinida; Philodinidae.
AUGGCAACAAAUUUAAUUGCAGCUAAUCAUCAUGUAACAGUUUUUGACACUAACCCACAAGCAUUUGAUCAUUUUAAAGAGCAAAAACAAGCUAUAGUAGCCUUUGUACCACAAAAAGCAGCAGCGAAUUCAGAAUUUGUUAUUUUAAUGUUACCUAAUGGUAAAAUUGUACGUGAUGUGUGUCAAUCAAGUAUUUUUCCUUUAGCUAAAAAAGGUACAUUUAUUAUUGAUUGUAGCACAAUUGAUGUACAAACAUCUAAGGAAAUGGCAAAACUGGCUCGAAGUAAACAAUUAGAUUUUGUCGAUGCUCCUGUAUCAGGCGGUACUAUUGGUGCUCAAAAAGGUACAUUAACAUUUAUGGUUGGUAGUCAACCAAAUGAUUUUAAAGCUGUGGAACCUAUUCUUGUUAAAAUGGGCAAAAAUAUUGUCCAUGUUGGUGCAAAUGGUAGUGGUUUAGCGGCUAAAAUUUGCAACAAUCUUCUCGCAGCUAUUAGACUCGGUCUCAAUAAAGAUAUAUUAGCCAAACUGAUCAAUUCUUCAAGUGGUCAAUGCUGGUCAAGCCAAAUAUAUAAUCCGUGUCCUGGCGUUGUUGCUAACGUACCAUCUAGUAACGACUACAAUGAUGGUUUUGCUAGUGAACUGAUGACUAAAGAUUUGUUACUUGCUCUUGAUGCUGUAAAACAAGCUAAAGCUUCAACUCCAUUAACGGAAAAAGCUACUGAAAUCUAUAAUCAGCUUUGUUCAAAUGAACUGCAUAAAAAAGAUGGGUAUCGACCGCUUUACGUUCCUCUCAAGAAAGUGCAUGUCGAUGCAACGAUUCGCUCAUUUGCUGCUGACGUUACUAUCACACAGGUGUUUCGCAAUGAUGAAAAUGUACCGAUUGAAGCCGUCUACUUCUUUCCCAUCGAAGAACAAGCAGCUGUAUAUGAGUUUGUAGCUCAUAUUAAAAGUCGAGAGAUUGUUGCUCAACUCAAAGAAAAAAAAGAGGCACAGAAUGAAUACAACGCAGCAUUACAACAAGGUCAUGGUGCUUAUCUGUUGAAUCAAGAUGAAAAGUCACAAGAUGUUUUCAUCAUCAAUGUUGGUGCAUUACCUCCUGCAACAGAAUGUACUAUUACUAUCGCCUAUGUCACAGAAUUGGAUCUUUUUCAGGGAUCGAUUAUUCGAUUCGUUAUCCCGACAACAAUAGCACCUCGCUAUGAUUCCCAUCAAGGUGAUCUGAAGUCACCAGCGAGCACCAAUUCCCAAUAUAUCCAAAGGAGUCCAUAUACAAUAGAACUUCACUGUUAUAUCGAGAAAAUAUCUGGAAUGAAUGGACAGUUCAUUAGUGAUGUGAGUUCCUCAUCUCAUACAAUCGCGGUAGAUUUCACCCGACAGGAUGCUUAUAUGGUCAAAUUCAGUCAAGAAAACAUCCAUUUAGAUCGAGACAUUCUAAUCGACAUUCAACUAGCUAAGAAGCAUGACAACACUAUUCUAGUCAGUGAACCAGGUGCUGUCAUGGUAACAUUCACUCCUACUGAAGAAGUUUUUCAGCAAGUACGAGAAAAUGAUCAAGCAAACGAGUUUAUCUUUGUAGUCGACUGCAGUGGAUCGAUGGAAUCAGACAACAAGAUCGGUCUUACUCGAAAGGCUGUAUUGCUUUUUCUCAAGAGUCUUCCAGUUAAUUCUUAUUUUAAUAUUAUUCGUUUUGGUUCAACUUUUGAGGCUAUCUUUCCUGAAAUCACUAGGAUCAAUAAUAAAGCAAAUGUUCAACGAGCUGAAAAUGUUAUUAGUUAUAUGCAGGCUGAUUUGGGUGGUACUGAACUGGUAAGUAUUGUUCUUCUAUCUCUCCAAGUCUUAUUAGUGAGGCUUUUAGUUAACAGCGCUACAAUGGCUGAAGAACCAUCCACCUAG